Messenger RNA from Episyrphus balteatus (marmalade hoverfly), 1607 nucleotides. Its product is annotated as arp2/3 complex-activating protein rickA-like. Gene Ontology annotation, biological process: regulation of transcription by RNA polymerase II. Lineage: Eukaryota; Metazoa; Arthropoda; Insecta; Diptera; Syrphidae. Gene Ontology annotation, molecular function: DNA binding. Bases 154 to 1575 code for a protein of 473 amino acids. The record is from RefSeq and is a predicted model, not a curated record. The transcript is spliced from 4 exons. Gene Ontology annotation, cellular component: transcription regulator complex; nucleus.
UGUCAGCUAAAAUCUAGCAGCUCCUCUCUAGCCGAAGUGAACAAAAAAAAAAAAACAUAUUCCCGGCUCUAAAUCGGCUAAGAAAUCUUUAGCUAUCCAUUUGUUUUGAAUAUUCAUUUGUUUUGAUUUCAAUUCCCAGAAAAAAAACCCCAAAUGGAAACCCCAAACUCCAAUGUUUCCCUCAAACGAACACGAAAUGAUGAAAUUGGUUCCUUCAAAAUCAUCCACACUGACACAGAUACCGAUGAUAAUUCAAUAAAUGGCAAUGCCAAUAAGAAAAAAAUAAUCAGUGAAUACAAAAUCGUUUACAAUGAAACACGUCAAUCGAAUCGUCACAAAAAUCCCAGUGGAGUAUGGAAGUACUUUGCCCUUGCAACUAAAGAUACUUCCACUGGAGACAAUAAUUUCAAGGACGAACCUGAUGACAGAGUUCUUUGUAUGCUUUGCUAUAACAAAGGUCGGGUUCAUGUGUACAAAAGUAAAACCUCUUCGUCAAAUUUGUGGAAACAUUUGAAUCGAAAACAUGACAUUGAAAUUCCCACUGAGAGAAUGUUUGCUGUGAGCACAUCCAGUUUGGAUCGUUUCGAAUUUAAUAGUGAAGAAAUUGAUGAUGGAAAUAGUUCAAAUGAUUGCCAAUUACCAGUUUUAGAUGAAGAGAAUAAUGAUGUACUGAUUAAAGCUGAUGAUUUUGACGGAAUUGAAGAGUACACUGAAGAGGAGGAGGAUGAACAGAAUAUACAAUCUAGUUUGUCAAAUGAAAUGAUUGAAGAAAAUAUUCUGAGAUAUGAGAUUUCUUCUUCACGAAUGACAAAAGAUAUUGGAUUAGCAAUUAUAGAAGAAGUUGCUAAAAGACCAAUUCUCUAUGAAGUACAAAUGAGCAAACUUUCCACAGUGAAAGCUACGAAAAAAGUUAUGUGGGAAGAAGUUUAUGAUGCUUUGGGCCAAAUUGUUCCAAUUGAACGGAUACAGAAAAUCUGGAAAAAUAUUCGUGAUCGAUAUAAGAAAAUUCGUAAUAUCGAACGAGAUGGAAUGAAAUGCAUAGCCAAAUAUAAGUACUAUGAUCAUUUGGGCUUUUUGGAUGAUGAUGAACAAUUGGGGUGCCAGCUCUCAGAUGUGGAAUUUGAAGAACAACCAGAAGAAAAGAAACCUCGCCCAGAAGACUUUUCAUUCCUAAUUGAACAAACCGAUAGCAUACUGACCAGUGUUGAUGAUCUUGUUCAAAAUGAUCAAAAUUACACAACUGAAGAUGUGGUUAGUGAAACCAGUAGUAAUUGUAUCGUGAGUAGUAGUAAUCCACCCACAAUCACAACUACAAUUUACCCAAUGGAAAUGAACCCCAACAACUCUGACGUCAUUAUAGCAAAGCCACCACCAACUCCAGCAACAGCUCCACCUCAAACAGCCCCACCACCUCCUCAACAACCUGAAACACCUCCUGUUUCAAAUAACACUGAACAAAUGGAUGAAUUUGAUUUAUUUGGCAAAUUAAUUGCCAAUAAACUUCGCAAUGCUCCUAGAGAUCGAGUUAAUUUGAUUGAAGUUAAAAUAAUGCAAGCAAUUCUUGAAAACACAUAAAAUAAAAUAAGUGGCUUUAAUUGUAACAGUAA